Porites lobata is the source of this 417-nucleotide messenger RNA. The record is from the annotation of a GenBank genome assembly. Lineage: Eukaryota; Metazoa; Cnidaria; Anthozoa; Scleractinia; Poritidae.
AUGGCGAGUGAUAAUGAAGAAGAUGAAGAAGAAGAAAUUGAACCGGAGAAUGAAGAAGACCGCGCUUUUCUCGAUGAUGAAAUACAAGAACAGGAAGACGUCUCCUUUUAUAGAAGAUUGAACGUUAAAGUGGACAGAGAAAGAAGACAGCAACUGAGACAGACGCGGGACCAGUUAGAAGAGUUACAAGAUAUUGUAGGUGGUUCAGAGGACGUCAGUGACCACAAAGUCCUCAGUCAACUAGAGGAGAAACUGAACGCCUAUAUACAAGAACUGCCCGUGCUAGGCUUCAACUCUGGCAAGUACGACCUGAAUGCGUCCAAAGAAUUCCUGUUCCCGUACCUCAUCAAGCAUCAGCCCGUCAAGUUUACUGUGAAAAGGAAUAAUAAUCAUAUGUGUAUCAAGACAGACUCUUAA